This is a messenger RNA of Maniola jurtina (meadow brown), 1004 nucleotides long. It is a transcript of the gene mRpS2, whose product is annotated as 28S ribosomal protein S2, mitochondrial. Lineage: Eukaryota; Metazoa; Arthropoda; Insecta; Lepidoptera; Nymphalidae. Gene Ontology annotation, biological process: translation. Gene Ontology annotation, cellular component: mitochondrial small ribosomal subunit; ribosome. Gene Ontology annotation, molecular function: structural constituent of ribosome. Bases 139 to 888 code for a protein of 249 amino acids. The record is from RefSeq and is a predicted model, not a curated record. The transcript is spliced from 3 exons.
CAUAUAGGAUACAAAAUUGUUUUGUUACCUAAUCGGUGUUGUUAAUUGUUUGUGUCAUGAAUUUUGUAAUUUUUGGAUUUUGUUAACAAAAGCGUACAUCUUAUAUUAAAUUAACAGCCUAGUAAUAAAACAACCGCAAUGAUACCGCGAUGUAUCGCGCGCCCUGCUAAACACGCGUUCCUAUUCAGCCGAAGUAAUUCAACAGCUUCGCUACCAGAGUUUUCUGAAGCCACACAAGAAAAUACCAAAGCUCUUGGCACAAAUCCACUGGAUCAUCCAGAUUAUUUCCAAGUGCAUAAACUAUUCACUGUUAAGGAUCUCUUUGAAGCCAGAGUGCAUUUUGGACACAAGGAAGGUUCUCUUAAUGAGUAUAUGAUACCGUACAUCUAUGGCUCCAGACAAGGGCAUUUAAUUUUUGAUUUAGACAUAACAGCUGAUCAUUUACGCAAAGCUCUUAACUUCAGUGCACAUAUUGCUUACAGAGGAGGAAUUAUUUGCUUCUUCAACAGAAAUGCUCUAAAUUCUCGCUUAGUGGAAAAAACAGCACAAGAAUGUGGUGAAUAUGCUCAUACAAGAUUUUGGCGGGGAGGUAUCUUCACGAAUGCUAACCACCAGUUUGGAGCUGUCACGAGAUUGCCAGAUCUUUGUAUAUUUUUAAACACGCAGAACAAUAUUCUUAGUCAACACACAGCUGUGCGGGAUAGUGCCAAAAUGUUAAUACCUACAAUUGGUAUUGUUGAUUCUAAUUGUAGCCCAAAUUUAAUUACUUAUCCAGUACCAGGAAACGAUGAUACUCCAGUAGCUAUCGAAUUAUAUUGCAAGCUUUUUAAAGCUGCCAUUUCGAGAGGAAAAGAAGCAAGGAUGAAGUUUUUGCAGGAGAAUAAUUAAAACAAAAAUCUUGCGAAUGAAUUGUUUUAAUGUAAUAAUUGCAACAUUUAGAUAGAAUAGGAUAAUAAUUUGUUUUAUAAACAAUAACAAUCGUAAACAUAAAAUUAAUGUCUAUA